Molecule: messenger RNA, 1771 nt
Organism: Biomphalaria glabrata
Lineage: Eukaryota; Metazoa; Mollusca; Gastropoda; Planorbidae
Product: transmembrane 6 superfamily member 1-like
Exons: 8
Coding region: 168-1304 (378 amino acids)
Source: RefSeq, a predicted model, not a curated record
UUCUUAUUCCCUGGCACACCGUCAGUGUGAGAGAGUGAGUGUGUGUGUGGGAGUGCAGUGUUUCAAAUUUAAAUGACAACGCGCUUAACGGUAUCGCAAGGCCUACUUUCGUUGUUUUGAUCUGGCGUUGGCAGUUUUUUUUUUUUUCUUGUUUCAAAAACUCGAGGAUGACCAAGCUGAUAACAAUUGGUGUUGUCAUACUGUCACUCACUUCGUGGCCGCUGCUGUUUGCACUCAGCCAGUUGAGUUGUAUGAAGAAUGAACGCAAUGUUUUUAUCGCCGCUACAAGCUGCAUCUUGGCAGCAUUUGUGGGAACAUUUUUGUUGUUUAGACGAUACUACAGAAACAUUGACCCAGUUAUGUACGUUUUCAGCAUCUUCUGUUUUGAUGCUGUGAGCGGACUUGGCAAUAUCCUUGAAGUAGAUGGUUAUUUUCAAUUACAGUCCACCAAUUGGACACAGAUUGAUCCUUAUCUGAAGACAGCUCAUGGCACUGUUUCUUUGUAUUGGAAUGGCAUUGUUCACUUCCUGCUUUGUCUUCUGGCCAUAUACCUAUACACUCAAAGGUAUAGUCAUCGUGAGGUCAGUUUGUAUUGGGCUGGCUCUUUACUAAACAACAUGAUUGUUCUUCUACCUGUUUAUCUGAUUGGUUCCAAUGCUAUUAGGACAUCCACCUUUGGCAACAUUAUACAUUUAUUGUUAGCCAUUGGAGUUCUUUUCUACUAUUUUCACAACAGUCCAUCACAAGCUAGAACAUUUUUGAAGUUUUCUCCUAUUUGGAAACGUCCAGUUGAUUUUUUUUUCAUCAUAUUCUUCUUACUGGCUACUAUAGUGGCUGUAUUCCGUGGAUUGGCUAUUCUUGGUGCAAGUCCAAAAUUUAUGACAGAUUAUUUGAAACUGUAUGAACCCUACCUCACAGAUCCAUCCAAUUUUCCUAAAUUUCAGGCAUUAACAUACCAGUAUAUCUAUGUGAUCUACUAUUUAUUUGCUAUUUAUGGUUUGUUGCAUCCUGGUCAACAUUGGAUGGCUGACUGGUCAUUGAUACAUGCAGGAGCUGCCGCUCAGGCUCAAUUCAGCUACAUUGCUGGUUCUCUACACCAUCGAACAGCUGCUAAUCUACACCCGCCUCUAAGUGGAACCAUUGCUCCCUAUUUUUGGGGUAUCAACAUUGCUUUCCUUGUUAUCCCACAGCUUUUUGCAUUGUGGUGCAGACUAGAUGAUGAACAUUUUGGACGAUCUUACACUGUGGAGCUGUCAACACCUAUCACUAGUAGGCCCUUGAGACCAGAAAAAAAAUCACAAUAAAUUUAAAAAAAAAAAAAGAAAUGUAUCUCUGUUUUCUCUUUUAUAGUGUGCUUUAUAUUUAUUUUAUUUUUUUAUGUAGGCCUAAUAUUGUACAGCCUCAUAUGUGUGUCAUGUAUUUUGUACACUUUUCUUUUUUUUUUUAAAGAAGAUAUUUACUUCAUAGACAGAAAGCCUGUUUUUUUUUACAAAUAGGCAUUUUGUGUUAUGGUUACAUUUAUCAUUAUACAUGUCUUAGUUUUAAACUCAUAUUUAAAAUGUUUUUAUAGUGAUUUAUACCUUGCAUAUGUCAUUGACUUGUCAUAUAUUUGAGUGGCAGCAUUUUCUUGUGAUGUAUAUUCGUAACACUUUCCUGUUUUGCCUUGUAACACUUAAUAUCUUGCCAUAUUUUCUGUAUGAAACUUGAACAGCUCUCAUAAAUUUUAAAGACAUUUAAGCAAAAAAAAACAACACAUACUUCUAACCAAUCA